Molecule: messenger RNA, 1173 nt
Organism: Ustilaginoidea virens
Lineage: Eukaryota; Fungi; Ascomycota; Sordariomycetes; Hypocreales; Clavicipitaceae
Exons: 3
Coding region: 1-1173 (390 amino acids)
Biological process (GO): Arp2/3 complex-mediated actin nucleation
Cellular component (GO): actin cortical patch; Arp2/3 protein complex
Molecular function (GO): actin filament binding
Source: RefSeq, a predicted model, not a curated record
AUGGCCAGCACCCCUCCGAUUGUCCUCGACGGCGGCACCGGCUUCCUCAAAGUCGGCUACGCAGCACAAAACUUCCCCGAGCACCAGUUCCCUUCUAUCGUGGGACGACCCAUUCUCCGAUCAGAGGAACGUACCGACAGCAAUGUCGUGAUCAAAGACAUCAUGUGCGGAGAUGAGGCGGCCGCGGCCCGCAACAUGCUUCAGAUCAGCUACCCGAUGGAAAAUGGCAUUGUGAAGAAGUGGGACGAUAUGCAGCAUUUAUGGGACUAUACGUUUUUCCAGAAGCUCAAGGUCGAUACGAACGGGCAGAAGAUCCUGUUGACGGAACCUCCAAUGAAUCCGUUGAGGAAUAGGGAGCAGAUGUGCGAGGUCAUGUUUGACCGCUACGGAUUUGGGGGUGUCUAUGUGGCCAUCCAGGCGGUUCUUGCGUUGUAUGCCCAGGGUCUGAGUUCUGGUGUUGUCGUCGAUUCCGGGGACGGCGUCACGCACAUUGUCCCGGUUUACGAGUCAGUGGUGCUGAGCCAUCUUACGAAACGAUUAGACGUGGCUGGUCGAGAUGUAACCCGUAACCUGAUCAAGCUGCUCAACCGCCGCGGGUACGCGCUCAACCGAACAGCCGACUUUGAAACGGUGCGCCAGGUCAAAGAAAAGCUCUGCUACGUCUCGUACGAUUUGGAGCUAGACAAGCGACUGAGCGAGGAUACCACAGUGCUGGUGGAGAACUACACGCUUCCCGACGGCCGCGUGAUCCGGGUGGGCAGCGAGAGAUUCGAGGCGCCCGAGUGUCUGUUCCAGCCUCACCUUGUCGACAGCGAAUCUCCCGGGCUGGGCGAGUUUCUUUUCAACACGAUCCAGUCUGCGGAUGUGGAUAUACGUUCUUCACUAUUCAAGGCCGUCGUUUUGUCAGGAGGCAGCAGCAUGUAUCCGGGUCUGCCGUCGAGGCUGGAAAAGGAGCUGAAGCAGCUGUGGCUGACGCGGGCGCUGCAGGGCAACCCGGAGAGGCUGGGCAAGUUCAAGGUGCGAAUAGAAGAUCCGCCAAGGAGACGACACAUGGUGUUUCUGGGAGGCGCGGUUCUGGCCAACAUAAUGGCGGAUAAGGAGAGCAUGUGGGUGACCAAGGCGGAGUGGGAUGAGCAAGGGUCACGUGUUCUUGAGAAGUUGGGGCCGCGAUAG